AUGAGACGUCAAACUGCUGCCAUCUAUGCCCUCAUUGGUCUUCUCGCCGUAUUUGUGCUCCAAGGAUCAACUGAAACCACUACUGCAUCUCCAGCUGCAGAUGAUGCUGGUACGGUCGCCCCUAACGUCGGCGCUGCUGGCACAACUGCUACUCCAUCAACUGCAAAAGAAUCAGCAACUGAUCCACCACCGGCUGGAACUCCAGCUCCUGAAAAAGCCGCUGAAGCUGAAGCAGCUGAAGCAACUGUAGCAUCAUUCACUCCGAUCUACUCAACCUUGGCUGCUUUUGCCAUUGUGUUGGCUCAUGCUCUCUGA
Molecule: messenger RNA, 315 nt
Organism: Caenorhabditis elegans
Lineage: Eukaryota; Metazoa; Nematoda; Chromadorea; Rhabditida; Rhabditidae
Gene: msrp-4
Product: MS Related Protein
Exons: 1
Coding region: 1-315 (104 amino acids)
Source: RefSeq, marked reviewed